UCUUGGGGCUUCAAAGCCUCUUUGCUUUCAAAUUUCCAGCCUGCAGGGUCGCGCCGUCGCUGCAGCAAGAGCUGCUUUUUCUUCUCAGGCUUAGCCUGAGACUAAGCAGCUGGGGCUGGCUGGCUACCGAGCCUUUGGUGACCUUCUGCAGAGAUUGUCUGCUCCACAUUCUGAGGUUUGCCUUGACCCCAGAGGAAAGCAGAGCCUGGAACUGGUAAGCACGCUGGUCAGCUCGUGUUCUGGACCAUGGACUCGAUGAGAAUCCCCCUAAUGUGAAAAUGUCGAACACUAACAGGGAAUUAGUGAUUGACUUCCUCUCCUACAAGCUAUCGCAGAGGGGACACAGCUGGAGCUGGUUCGAGGGGGAGGAUGAGAUCAGGACUGAGGCUGCAGAAGAGGCGGAGAUGGCAAGCGUCCCUAAUGGGAGUCCAUCCUGGCAUCCAGGUGCCAGCCACGUAGUGAACGGGGCUGCCGGGCACAGUAACAGCCUUGAAGCCCAUGAAAGGGUUCCGGCAGCCGAAGUGAGGCAGGCGCUGAGAGAGGCAGGAGAUGAGUUUGAAUUGAGGUAUCGGAGGGCUUUCAGUGACCUCACUUCCCAGCUCCACAUCACCCUGGGCACGGCUUACCAGAGCUUCGAGCAGGUGGUGAAUGAACUCUUCCGGGACGGAGUGAACUGGGGGCGCAUUGUGGCUUUUUUCUCCUUUGGAGGAGCCCUGUGCGUGGAGAGUGUGGACAAGGAGAUGCAGGUGUUGGUGGGACGCAUCGCCUCUUGGAUGACCACUUACCUGACUGACCACCUUGAUCCCUGGAUCCAAGAGAAUGGCGGUUGGGAGCGCUUUGUGGAUCUCUACGGGAACGAUGCUGCUGCCAAGAGCAGGAAAGGCCAGGAGCAGUUCAACAGGGGGCUGCUGACGGGGGCGACUGUGGCCGGCGUGCUCCUCCUGGGCUCGCUGCUGAGCCGCAAGUAGCCGGACACGGACUCCUCCCCCAGCGCCAGGAUGGCUCCGGGCCCCUGCGCUCCAGAGCGGCGGGACCAUUCCAAGGGCAGCACCCCUGCCUGCCCCAGCGCCUCGCCUCGCCUCCUCUCCCCGGUGCCACCGGCUCCCGCUUAGCCUUGUCUCCAGUCACUGUUGCUUUUAAAAGCCCCUGAGCCCAAGGCAGCUGUCCUGCACCCUGCUCCCUGGCGGCUGCUGGGGACUCCCGCCUGCGCCCCGUGUCCCAAACAGCAGGGCUUGGGGGUGGAGACUGCU
This is a messenger RNA of Pelodiscus sinensis (Chinese soft-shelled turtle), 1250 nucleotides long. It is a transcript of the gene BCL2L1, whose product is annotated as BCL2 like 1. The record is from RefSeq and is a predicted model, not a curated record. Gene Ontology annotation, cellular component: mitochondrial outer membrane. Gene Ontology annotation, molecular function: BH domain binding. Gene Ontology annotation, biological process: regulation of apoptotic process; extrinsic apoptotic signaling pathway in absence of ligand; intrinsic apoptotic signaling pathway in response to DNA damage. Lineage: Eukaryota; Metazoa; Chordata; Testudines; Trionychidae.